This is a messenger RNA of Armigeres subalbatus, 1829 nucleotides long. Its product is annotated as probable cytochrome P450 9f2. Bases 88 to 1713 code for a protein of 541 amino acids. The transcript is spliced from 2 exons. The record is from RefSeq and is a predicted model, not a curated record. NCBI's taxonomy places the organism in Eukaryota, Metazoa, Arthropoda, Insecta, Diptera, Culicidae. Gene Ontology annotation, molecular function: iron ion binding; monooxygenase activity; heme binding.
UUGUCUGCUCGUUGAGCUAACAUCAACCGGAACGUGCAACCUCCUCGACAGUCACUGUUGAACCGUCGCUGAGUCAACACGACAAUAAUGGUGGAGGUGGACCUGUACGUGGCGGUGGCCGUCGGCGCCAUCAUUCUACUGCUUUAUCACUACGCGUCGAAGAAAUACGAAUACUUCCUGGCGAAACCGAUUCCGGUCUUGAAGCCGACGUUUUUGCUCGGCAGUACCGGUCCGAUGAUGUUCCGCCGGCGGGAUGUGUCCUCGCACGUGAAGCUGCUGUACGAUGCGUUCGAGGAUUACAAGAUUGUCGGUUUCUACGACCUGAUGAAGCCGAUUUAUAUGAUGCGCGAUCCGGAAGUGAUCAAGCAGAUCACGGUCAAGGACUUUGACUACUUCAUGGAUCACACACCGACGAUGACGAAUAGUAAACCGGACGACGAGGUCGGGGGGGAAAGUUUGUUCGGGAACUCGCUGUUCGCACUCCGUGGGCAAAAGUGGAGGGAUAUGCGGGCGACGUUGAGUCCGGCGUUCACCGGAAGCAAGAUGCGACAUAUGUUUGAUUUGGUGGCGGAUUGUGCGAAGUCGAUGGGGGAAUUUUUCAAGUCCGAAGCUGCAGCCGGGAAGGUGUUGGAGUACGAAAUGAAGGAUACCUUCUCGAGGUUUGGAAAUGAUGUGAUAGCAACGGUUGCUUUCGGGAUCAAGGUAGACUCGCUGCGUGAUCGUGAAAACGAGUUCUUCAUGAAGGGUAAGGCAAUGUUGAACUUCCAGUCGCUGUUUGUGUUGGUGAAGUUCUUGCUGUUACGAGCUUUUCCUGCCUUGGCACAGAAGAUCGGAGUGGAUUUUGUGGAUUCUUCUUUGACUGAUUACUUUAAAAGAAUGAUCGUAGAUAAUAUGAAACAGAGGGACGCCCAUGGGAUAUUCCGGAAUGAUAUGAUCCAGAUGCUUAUGGAGGUUCGAAAAGGUUCGUUGAGGCAUCAGAAAGACGAACAAGACACGAAAGAUGCCGGAUUUGCCACGGUAGAAGAGUCAAACGUUGGAAAAUCGACAAUCAACAGAGUGUGGACAGAGAACGAAUUGAUUUCGCAAUGUUUCCUGUUCUUUCUGGCAGGUUUCGACACAGUUUCUACCUGCAUGACAUUCCUCACAUACGAGCUUAUGCUCAAUCCCGAUGUUCAACAACGCCUCUACGAUGAAGUGAUAGAAACGGAAGAGUCAUUGAACGGCAAACCGCUAACUUACGAGGUGCUACAGAAGAUGGAAUACAUGGAUAUGGUCGUGUCCGAAGCUCUUCGUAAGUGGCCUCCUGCAUUAAUUUCGGAUCGGUUCUGCGUCAAGAAUUACAUGUACGACGAUGGGAACGGACUACGCUUCCCCAUCGAGAAGGGCCAAACGAUGUGGAUUCCAACGAUCGCUAUCCACAACGACCCCAAGUAUUACGAAAAUCCGGAAAAGUUUGACCCGGAGCGGUUCAGCGAGGAAAAUCGCUCGAAAAUCGAUGCUGCCGCUUAUCUGCCGUUUGGCGCAGGCCCUCGGAACUGUAUCGGGUCUCGGUUGGCGCUGAUGGAAGUGAAAGUGAUUGUCUAUAAUUUGCUGAAGGAUUUUAGCAUCGAAGCUAGCGAGAAAACGCAAAUUCCAUUGAAAAUGGCGAAAAACUUCUUUGCUUUGCAGGCGGAGAAAGGCGUUUGGCUUGAGUUCAAGCCCAGAAAACAGUGAUGGGAUCGAUGCAUGUGAGCAAGCGUCAGCUACUUAUAUGAAAAAAAUGGAUGCAUAUAAAAUUUCAUAACUGUAGAAACAAACAUCUUUGUUUAAAUAGAACUUUUUUAAAUGUA